AUGAGACGAGAAACGCUUCCCAUCGAUGCUGUCGCGGCUUGGACCAGGCUCAACAACAUUGAAUUCCACGGUGUCGAAGUGAAACGGUUGGAAACGGGAGAUGGGGUCGAUAAAGGCGCUGCCGUCGUUGCGACCGAAACCAUGUCAACUCAGGAGUUAAACGCGGAGGCGCAAGCUCAGCCCAAGAUUUUGAUGACUGUUCCGCGUGACCUGAUCCUCUCACUAGAAUCAGUGGAAAAUUACGCAAAGUCAGAUAGACAUUUGAAGGAGGUAUUAGAUGCCGUAGGUGAUUAUGCCAGGACAGCGCGAGGGGCUAUAUUGAUAUUCCUCCUUGUCCACAUUUCAUAUUCAGACUCGGAACUGUCAUCAAAGGAGCAUAUCAGAAUGUCCAGCGCAUGGACAGAAUAUGUAAAAUUUCUUCCAGAACCACUACCACUUCCAACCUUUUAUACCAUCGAGGAGCGCGAACUUCUACAUGGCACCUCGCUGGAACUGGCGCUUGAUGCGAAAAUUGCCACUCUAGAGAAAGAAUUUAAUGAUCUCCGUGAAGCUACCAUGGAUAUCAAAUGGUGCAACCGAUAUUGGUGGCAUGAGGAGACUGGCCGGCUUACGUUUGAGGAUUGGAAGUUGGUCGAUGCUCUAUAUAGGUCGCGCUCGCUAGAGUUUCCUGGUAUUGGUCACGUCAUGGUGCCAUGUUUGGAUAUGACGAACCACGCCUCCAACGAUCUGACCAACGCAUUAUACGAGGUUGACGGAGGGGGGAAUGCCGUGUUACAAUUACGCUGGGGUCGGAGUUUGGGGAAGGGGGACGAAAUAACCAUCACGUACGGUGAUGAAAAGGGUGCGGCGGAGAUGAUUUUCUCCUACGGAUUCCUCGAAAACGGGCUCGCAAAGGCUCGUCAACUCUUCCUUGACCUCGACAUCCCAUGUGAUGACCCGCUGCUACCACCAAAGAAGGCUGUCUGUGACGAUGCCCCUGGAUUCCUCCUAUUUUCCACAGACUCAGGAGCCACGGAUUGGGAAAGUCGGUUUGUUUGGUGGUGCUGUGUCAACGAAGAGGACGGCCUAGAGUUUCGCGUUCUACAAUCUAACCAGGGCCAACGCGAGCUCAGGGUUUCUUGGAAAGGAACUGACAUUGGCCCUUCUGAGCCUUUAGUUGAGCAGUUGAAGAAGGAUCCCAUGUGGGAGUUGUUUCAGCUACGAGCAGUUGUCAUACUGCAGGACCGCAUUACGAAUCAACUUGCGCGUCUACGCACAAGCGAUGAAUAUGUGCGGCGAUGGCUUGAGUAUGUGGAUGAAACGAUCAUUCGCCGUUCGGUUUGGGAUACUGUGAUUCAACUCCGGGAACUAGAGGGAGAGCUUCUUGAAGCUGGGCUUCAUGACAUAGAAAUCAAGGACCCUAGGUGUGGAACGUUGUAUGAUGUGCAUUUGAUCCUUUUGUCCUGGACUAACAGACAAACUCGCCGGAAAACGGCGGCUUGGCAUAUCUUUGGACAGAAACUACAACUUUUGAAUAGGGAAUCUGUGAGGGCUUAUUUAGAAACGCAAAACCCGGGUGCAGGCAUUACGGAAGAUUUCUCCUAA
This is a messenger RNA of Paracoccidioides lutzii Pb01, 1584 nucleotides long. Its product is annotated as SET domain-containing protein. The transcript is spliced from 4 exons. Gene Ontology annotation, biological process: peptidyl-lysine monomethylation. Gene Ontology annotation, molecular function: protein-lysine N-methyltransferase activity. The coding region runs from base 1 to 1584 and encodes 527 amino acids. Gene Ontology annotation, cellular component: nucleus. The record is from RefSeq and is a predicted model, not a curated record.